Molecule: messenger RNA, 715 nt
Organism: Hydra vulgaris (swiftwater hydra)
Lineage: Eukaryota; Metazoa; Cnidaria; Hydrozoa; Anthoathecata; Hydridae
Product: high affinity copper uptake protein 1
Biological process (GO): copper ion transmembrane transport
Cellular component (GO): plasma membrane
Molecular function (GO): copper ion transmembrane transporter activity
Source: RefSeq, a predicted model, not a curated record
UAACAUAUAUCCCUUAAUUAAAAAGUGUUUAGUUUUGUUGAGUAACAAUGGAGCAUAUGAUGAUGAUGAUGCCAGAUCAUUUAAUGUUUCGACCUGAUGUAACAAUUUUGUUCAAGGGUUGGAAAUCUAAAAAUUCUGGUGAAAUGGCUGCAAGUUGUUUUGCACUAAUGGUACUUGCUAUUAUGCAUGAGGCUGUAAAGUGUUUAAGGGAAACUCUAAAAAAUAACGAAAAGCCUGAAAUGUAUGAAGUUCUACAAAAAGAGCAAAUGUACUUGUUGUGGUCUCCAAAUAUAUUAAGAAAAAAAAUUUUUAAUCUUCUUCAUCUUACUCAAACAUUGCUACACAUGGUCCAAAUGACUCUUUCAUACAUGCUUAUGCUUGCUGUUAUGACUUACAAUGCAUGGUUAUUAAUUGCAAUACUUAUAGGAAGUGCUAUUGGCUACUUUAUCUUUGCUCAUAAAAAACUUCAGCGACAACUUGUAAAAAUUCCUAGUUUUCCUGAUGCUAUUCGGGUUUAAAAGUUGCUGAUGUUGGUGUUGACGAAGAAGCUUUAACGUCGACAACGAGCUUUAACGUUGACGAAGCUUUAACGUUAAAAUGUUAAUUUGUUGAUGUUAACGGAGAAACUUUGACGUUGAAAUGUUGACUUUUUAAAUAGUUAUUAAAUACAAUUUUUUAAAUGAAUUUUUAUUUUUAAAGAAUUUUUUUAGUGUAA